AUGUCGUGGCGGAUCCAGAACCUGCCCGAUUCCCAGUCGAACCCGGCGGGCGCGGCGAAAAAGUCCAAGUCCAAGUCCAAGUCGUCAGACGGGCGGGGCGCGAUCAAGAGGCUCAUCAAGGAGCUGGACGUGUGGCGGGCGGAGCAGAAGGGCGAGCGGGGAAUCGAGAGGCUGGGUCCCGUCGACGAUGAGGAUCUCCUCACUUGGGAAGCUGUGAUUAACGGACGGGGGAUCGGGAACGGAUACGAUGGUCGCUGGCUCCUCGCCAUCCAGAUCCCGCAGGACUACCCGCUCCGCCCGCCGACGAUACGCUUCGUGACGCCCGUCGUGCACGCCAACAUUGCGCUGCAGACAGGCGAGAUCUGCCUCGAUCUGCUCAAGGACGCCUGGACGCCGGCCUACAGCGUCCUCGAGAGUGUGCGCGCCGUGCGCACGCUGCUGGCGUACCCGGAGACGGACUCGCCCCUCAACGUCGACGUCGCGGCGCUGCUGCGCGGCGGCGACGUGCUCGGCACCCGCGCGCUCGUCGCGUUUUGGUGCCGCGACGAUGAGGGGAGGUACGAAGGGCCGUAG
Messenger RNA from Colletotrichum spaethianum, 573 nucleotides. RefSeq names its product protein peroXIN-4. The record is from RefSeq and is a predicted model, not a curated record. Bases 1 to 573 code for a protein of 190 amino acids. The transcript is spliced from 2 exons. NCBI's taxonomy places the organism in Eukaryota, Fungi, Ascomycota, Sordariomycetes, Glomerellales, Glomerellaceae.